CCCAACAGCAGGUCGGUUGGAAACUUCCUAAGGGAGGUGGCUGGCUACUAAUUGGUUACAUUGUCAUUUUAUUUUACAAUUUGUCAAUAUGGGAGACUUGGUUAAAAUCGUCCUUUUGUGCAACUUGUUAGGUUUUGUUCACUCGAUUACCGUGACUACCCCGGUGAGGUCGGUCAACAUCACUGAGGGAGCGUCCCUCAAUCUGUAUUGCUCUUUUGCCACAAACGCCGCGACCACCUCCCUAGUUGUCCAGUGGACCUUCGUUGAAAAGCAUGGGGGGCAAUCUGAGCAGGUUCUUUUCUAUCAAUCUGGGACCACUGUGAUUGGAGAUAUGUUCAAAGACAGGGUGCAUAUGUUGUCUAACCCGGCCGACACGUUCAAUGCGACAAUAGCCAUCCAGAAGGUACAGCAAGACGACUCUGGGACCUACACCUGUCAGGUGUUCAACAUCCCUGAUGUUGACGGCAUCAAUGAAAGGGACAUCACUGUCUCCGUUCAGGUGGCUCCUUCUACGCCUUUCUGUGCCGUGCAUGGUGACGUGAAGUUCGGUCAUCAGGUGGUCCUCACCUGCCACAGCAAACGGGGAAACCCACCGCCCACAUACACCUGGAAACACCUUGACGGCCAGGUCAAGGGCUUUCAAGACGUAAAGCAAGGGACACUAGUGAUCCAGAACAUUUCCCAAGUUCAGUUUGGGGACUAUGAGUGUAUGUCAGCCAAUGGCAUUGGUUCGUCUACCUGCACCAUAGAUCUGAGUGGAGAGGACCAUGCCGGCAUUGUUGCGGCUGCUGUCAUCGGUGCUGUACUGUGCUGCGCUGUCGUCGUCCUCGUGGUGUGGUUCAUUGCCCACCAAAUGAAGAAACGCAAAAUGAAAGUGUCCAAGGUUCACAAAGCCAAGGAGAUGGAGCCCAUGACCGCGAGCAGAAGGCUAGAAGCACAGCAGGCGCGAGAGGAGGGCGACGAGAACCCAUCUGCGUGAAAGUACACCCCCAGGAGCACACGCACUCCUCGUUUUUUAGUACAAGACGUGUCCCCUAUUCGGCAUCAUCGCACACACAGGUUAUCUUUUGUUUGGGGCUUUGUUGUUGUUGUUGUUUGUCUGUUUAUCUGGAUGCUCGUGUGAUCAAACUGAAAACUCUGAAUACAAAUUCCUCAUUUUAGGACUGUUAUAAGUACAUGGCAAAAGUCGAUGCCUGAAGGUCUGUGUGACCGUUUAUGAAACAUUAAUUAGUGACUGAAACAAAAAUAGAAAAAUAUAAAUGAAUCAUUUUAUAUACUUUGUAUGUACUGUAUAAGCAGACCUGUUAGGGUCAUGCACAGUUGUGUUCAUUUCAAAGGUGCUUUUUAAUUAUUUGCGCUGGGAAUGCUGUAUUCAGUAUGUGUGAAAUUCUGGCCUCUGUAACAUUUAUUUACAAACAAAUAAAGGAUAUUUCUUUGUUUUA
Engraulis encrasicolus (European anchovy) is the source of this 1442-nucleotide messenger RNA. Its product is annotated as V-set and immunoglobulin domain-containing protein 1-like. Gene Ontology annotation, biological process: epithelial cell morphogenesis; maintenance of gastrointestinal epithelium. Gene Ontology annotation, cellular component: plasma membrane. The record is from RefSeq and is a predicted model, not a curated record. The transcript has 7 exons. The coding region runs from base 89 to 979 and encodes 296 amino acids. Lineage: Eukaryota; Metazoa; Chordata; Actinopteri; Clupeiformes; Engraulidae.